CACGUCACUUGUCAAAAUUGGUCAAAAUCACAGGUCAAAACAAACGCCGCACCGGGCAGUGAAAUUAAUAAUUUUAAUUAAUAGUUAACUAUAUCAAAAUGACUUCUAUAGCUUCUGUAAUCCCUAAACUGUACCAAGAAUACACAACAAAAACUCCCAAAAAGCUGAAGAUCAUAGACGCGUAUCUUCUAUACGUGUUCUUGACCGCCGUCAUCCAGUUCGUGUACUGCUGCCUCGUCGGUACCUUCCCGUUCAAUUCCUUUCUCAGCGGCUUCAUUUCCACUGUCAGCUGCUUCGUACUCGGAGUGUGUUUGAGACUUCAAGUGAAUCCAGAGAACAAGACUGAGUUCCUAGGACUGAGCGCUGAGAGAGGAUUUGCAGAUUUCAUAUUUGCACACCUGGUUUUGCACAUAGUUGUUAUCAACUUUAUAGGUUAAGAUUUUGUUUCUCUAAUUGGUUUCAUUCCCUAAUAAUAAUGUUAUAAUAUCAACUUUA
Molecule: messenger RNA, 495 nt
Organism: Maniola jurtina (meadow brown)
Lineage: Eukaryota; Metazoa; Arthropoda; Insecta; Lepidoptera; Nymphalidae
Gene: Dad1
Product: dolichyl-diphosphooligosaccharide--protein glycosyltransferase subunit DAD1
Exons: 2
Coding region: 99-437 (112 amino acids)
Biological process (GO): protein N-linked glycosylation
Cellular component (GO): membrane; oligosaccharyltransferase complex
Source: RefSeq, a predicted model, not a curated record